AUCUGGCCCGCAUCGGUCGUGAUUGCCUGUACGCCUCUCGCCCAGAGCGCGGCAUCACAUGCGCUCUCACGCCACGUGCGCCGCAACUUAUCCUUUUCUGAUCGAAGAACGUUAGGCAGUCUCGCUAAAUUCAUACAUUUUCUCUUCUUGCUUGAGAUUACGGACGCCAGUUUGACAUAUAUGCCAACCAUUAUUUCAUAUAUGUCGUCACCUUUGACUGCCAUUUCCUGGAUAUGAAUCAAAAGUCAACUUACUGCCAAUCCAAAAAUUAACGCUUGAAGAAUUAACAAUAUAAAUAAGAUUAAAUAAUACAGUUCAACUCGGCAUACAAAUUGUAAAAGAACAGGGGAAUUUAUUAGAAAUGAACAAGCAAAUAAGCACCCACUGUACAAGCAGGGGGUUAUAAUGACAACAGUACACCAAUCAGUUCCGAACACUCAAACCCGACAGAACUAAAUACAGUAGACUGCUAAUUAAUGAAGACGAAAAUGGGCGGAACUUCCGUACGCUCGAAGCCAGUGCCCCAGUUUCAGCUGCGCCUUCUGCUGUUCUUCUGCUUCAGCCCACUGGCAACGCCGAUGGAUACCAGGAAGUCUGACGCCACUCCUUCGGAAGAGCUGACGCAACUGGAACACGAGGCUAUUUUGAACAAUGAUGGCAACUUCUACUCCCCAUCAGUCAAUACAAACAUUCCCAAAACUGAAUAUAAUACACCCGCCACAGACACUCACGCGCAGAGGAUAAACAAAGACACAAAAUCCCACAUUCAGGACAUGAACUCUCGUCUUUCGGAGCCCACUCAAGACGGGUAUGUGAAGCCUUUGCAAGUUCAUCACUUACCUCUGUACCAACAUGACCCUUACACAGCCACACACAAUGCUCUUACCCAUGGCUACAGCCGUCCAGCUCACACAUACUCUCAUUCGGUCCUACGGCAUGCCAGGCCCGGCCUCUCCGGAAGUCAAAACACAUCGGGAUUUCAAAACGACCACCCAAACACUGUCACUCAGCCUCUUCCCUUGGCCCAAAGGCAAGUGACCAGCAGAAGCAGCAGCGAUAUGGCCCACCUUUCCCAUAACAUCUCUGCCAUCCUGGAGAAUUUGCUCAAAAAUUACAACAAUCAAGUUCGGCCAGGGUACCAUGAAGGUCGAACCACACUUGUCAAGUUUAGUUUACUAAUCAGAAGCAUGGGCCCAAUCUCCGAGCAAGAAAUGAAAUAUUCGAUGGAAUGCUAUAUGCGCCAAGAAUGGAGUGACGACCGUUUGCGAUUCAAUGGUCCUUUGAAGCAACUGACCCUGAACAUCAAGAUGUUGGAAGCUCUUUGGAAACCUGACACCUAUUUCCAUAACGGCCUUGGGUCCUACGUCCACAUGACCACUAGACCCAACAAGCUCAUAAGAAUCAACCAGAAUGGCGACCUUCUGUACUCCAUGAGACUGACAAUCAAAGCUAAGUGCCCAAUGGUCCUCCGUAACUUCCCUAUGGAUAAACAAUCCUGCCCUCUGGUUAUUAGCAGCUAUGGAUACACAGAAAAGGACGUCAAAUACAUCUGGGAUAAGAAACUCGUCUCUUUCACACCUGGGAUGGGACUCAGCCAGUUCGACAUCCUCAACACCAAAUGCACAAAUUACUCCGUCAGGUGGCGCACGGGAAGAGGAAUGUACUCGGCACUACAGGUGAAUUUCAACUUGUCCAGGAGUGCAGGUUACUUCCUCAUCCAAGUCUACGUCCCUUGUAUCCUGAUCGUAGUCCUCUCGUGGGUCUCCUUUUGGAUCAACAGAGAGGCCACAAGCGACCGAGUGGGUCUAGGGAUCACUACUGUGCUGACACUUUCUACCAUCAGCCUUGACUCCAGGACCGACCUACCAAAGGUGCAUUAUGCAACUGCUCUCGACUGGUUUAUCCUGAUGAGUUUCGGCUACUGCAUCGCUACUCUGUUGCAAUUCGCAUGCGUCCACUUCUUUACUAAGGUGGGAUCUGGGGAGAUAGCGACGGAAGAGGACGAGUGGGAAGACAUAGAGAUUGUCGAGGAUUGUGACAUGGAAGAGUUGCAAGAGUGCAUGCAGCAUGCUGCCUACGACAUCUCCACAGACAACUCCUUUGAUGCUUCGGUGGACGGCAGGCGAGAGAUCGUCUUCGUCAAUUCCAACCAACACAACUGUCCAAGUGCCGCAGCCACGCUUUACGCCACACUUAAUUCAGAGGCCGGAGUCCUCAACCACGCAGGAGACAGCUUGGCCACUUUCAGGAGCACCGAGACCCAAACAGAAAAGAAGGAGAGCUGCUGGUCUCAAUGUUACCACUGUGUCUUGGGUGACGACCGCUACAGAAGAGAGAGACAAAGGAUGGCCACCCUUCAGCGCUCGGUCAACUCUGUGUCCGUAAUCGACACCUUGAGCAGGGUGCUCUUUCCCCUGUCAUACGGCCUACUUAACGUAUGGUACUGGUACUCCUAUUAUGAUACAGAACUUGUGUUCAAUUGGACGAAUCCAGGUUUUGCCCACAUCACAUGAACUGUUCACUGUGUCCUUUCACCCAUCACUCACGAACAUCGUGUUCUCAGAUGUCUCCGGGACAUUUCAAAUAAGACGUCAUGAGGACUAUAGUGAAAUGUUGAAGUGCCCAACAAAAGGCAAUGCUUACCAUAAAAGUUCCUUGUAUGCCAAGGGGAAGACGGGUUUAAACAAUUGACGUGAGAACCUGUUUAAUCCAUUUAAUGAAAUUGACUUUCUUUUGUGAUUGAGGAUUUUUCAUCUCCGAAGGAAAGGCAUCACUAUAUAGGAUUAAAACCCACAGCCGACGCAAAACCGUGAUUUCUGUUUCCAGUUCACUCGAAAAGAUUUGAAAAGUUGUCAGACUACCUAACACGUUCAUUUCCAAUCUGUGAAUGAAACACGUUGUAAAUAAUUAAACUAUAGAAAUAAGACAAAAGUUUUGAAGAAUUAUGUAAAUAAAAAAAACCUAUCUGAAAGCAGUACACUGUAUACGAUUAUAUAGUUAAGAACUACAACUAAGGCUUCUACUUGUUAAUUAAUAAACCAAUAACACAUGAUAAAACGUUCAUCGCAUUUUGACUACAACCACAACUUCAGGUAAAGUAUCACAUAUUAAGUCAAACCAUCGUUACUCAAACUGAGCAAAUAUCCCGAUGAAAAAAGUAAAAAACCAAUGACUUGUAAAGCAAGGUUCCACAAAACUGAAGAUCAAUUUAUGAAAAAGAUUAAACAUUAAAUACCUACCGUCAGGAAUAGGUAAGGAAAAAAAUAAUAAAUUCAAACAAAUCUGACUAGCAACUGUCAAGUUUGUCUUGUAUGUAGCUAAGUAAGAGUUAAAAAUGCAUCGUAAGCACUCAAUGUUACCUGCAUAAUUACCUACUGUCAUGAUUCAAGUUUAUAUACCUUAGGUACUAUACAUUGCUUACAGAUCAACUUUUGAGAAACCCUAGGAAGCACUGGAAGAAUAGAUUACCUAGAUUGCCUCCACAUCUGGUAUUACUCUUAAGCAAUGGAUUCGUCCAAGAUACGUAAUAGUGUCAGUAACUCGCAAAUGUCCUCAACACAUCACCAUUAUCGUUUGUGCAAGAGCACCUCGUGAUAUAUCAUGAAAAAUUAAAAACAGACAUUUAAUAAAUGGAAGGUGCAUUCCAGACAUAAAAAGUAGGACAUUUUAUAGUUAGUAUAUAUGUAUAUUUAUACAUGUGUGUGUUUGUAUGUGUGAAUCAAUAAAACAUGAGACAGCGCGUGUGUAAAGUACAGAGUAUGAAGACAACAUAAAUCCCCGAAAAUAAUGUAUGUAUGCUAGAAACAUUACUGUACUGUAUAUGACAUAAGAGUAGAAAUUAUUGUCAAAGAGGUUAGCAAAUCAAAUAUUUUACGUAAAAAUCUGUUUGUAUGUGUGAAUCAAUAAAACAUGAGAGAGCGCGCGUGUAAACUACAUUGUAUGAAGACAACAUAAAUCCCCGAAAAUAAAGAAUGUAUACUAGAAACAUUACUGUAUUGCAUAUGACAUAAGGGUAGAAAUUAUUGUCAAAGAGGUUAGCAAAUCAAAUAUUUUACGUAAAAAUCCAUGAAAAAUGUUUAUAUUUAUAAUUACAACAAACUGUAUCCACACUAUGUAACUGUACAUUAUUCUGCUUAAGGCGUUAGAAGUGCUUUUGUAAUUACAGUGUUUAGAGAAUAAGAUAAAAUAGUUAUUUCAAAUACAAGAGGAUAGCAAAGCUUUGUGUGGUUGAUCGUUUGUUUGCGCACCUGCUCAAACGUCCUUGUGCAAUUUUGCAGUGACGAUCAUUCACGAUUACACAGAUAAAUUCCAAAAAUGACACAUUCAUCUGAUCUGGGAUGGAUGUUCCAGGAAAAUCGCUAGCAGAUAUUCCUGCGCCUGGAGAUUAUAAGAUGUGGGAAUCAAAUAUCAUCUCUUUCAUUAUCACAGCAAAAAAAUGAACCGAGAUUGCCAACUACAACCACUAAAGCGAUUCCGGAUUCGGAUACCCCAUUCUCAUCAAAACGUUAAUUGUCAAUGACACUUAGUUUUUGAAUAGCUCAUCUUUUCAAAAAUACAUGUAUCAUUCAGUUCACCGGAUCGUCAGGGGCCAUAAAAUAGAAAUCAAAAGAAUCACUAAUUCCAUCAUCGAGCUCUGAAUUCUCGUAAUAUAUUCUCGCGUAGCCUUCUCUUCUUCUUUUUUUUUUCCAUUACUGAAGUCGCCUCAUCCUCAGACCGUCAUGGGAAAGUAGUCAACACGGGAAGUUGAAGGUUUUUUAAAAACAAUGAAAUGCAAAAGUCCGAUCAGACUUUGAGAGCAAGUACGACUUAGUACACUGAAUAGCGAAUCAUUUUGCUUUCCGUAUGUUCGGCCAUUAAACGUGUACGUACCUCUUACUUUUCUCACUAAGGAAGGAAAAACAGAGUCAAGCAGAGGAAAAGUAGACCUUGACCCCGUAAAGGAUAUAGAGGUGGCACUUCUGCUGAUGACAAGAAUACCUCUUUGAAGGGGGAAGUUUUAUAAUGCUCGAGAAAUACUCCCAACUCAAUUCAUAUUAAAAGGACAUCUGUAUCGGAGAGUUCUUGCAAAAAUACUUUGUCAUAAUAAUUAUUGAUCCGCGAGAGCUUGUGGAAUAAAACCCCUUAUUUAUAGGUAUGCCUUUAUGCAAACUAGCAUGCUGAGCUUAAGAGUAGUCUAGGACAUAGGUCCGUUAGCUACUGAAUUGCUCCCACAUCUCACGUCUAAUAUUACAGGUUUCGAUUACAACACGACUUUAAUCUUUCGCGUCUUUGAUAAAUUGCUACACACACACUUUAUUCACGAAUUCCAAAAAAAAACAUUCUGUCUGCUUUAGUACAGUAAUGAAUGAUCUUCCUAUCUCAUCCUUUCUUACAAAACAGUAAAGUGACAAUUAACAUCUUCCAAGUCUAAUUUUGAAAGGCCUACAUCAAAUAUAGUCCACUUGGCUUGUACUGUUUCCUUAGGUAGAUUAUUAUAAUCGUACAAUUUUUGCCAAAUGAAGAGGCGACUAACUAGGCAGCCACAUUUUACCCAGAUAAUGUUGACAGCGUUCAAGAACAUCUACCAGAACUACAUAAAAACUUUGAAUAUGAGCAAUUAUUUUUUUAUAAACAGCAUUCCCUCAUAGCAUUAAUGUACACAAAACAUGAACUAUGACUGGUUGACAAUAAAUUUAUUAUAAAAAGACCCAACCACGAAUCGAUUUAAAAAAUUGCAAUUACACGUGAAAAACAAAAUCGACAAAAAAUGUAUGAGCAAAGUCUAUUUCUGACAAAAGAUGUACAUUGUAAUGCUAACAGACUGAUUUGUUAACUUAUCUAUUUUAAUAAGUAAUUUCAUAACUUCAGUUAUAAGGAGGAGGCUCUUUCAUAAAAAAAAUUAACUUCGGUAAAGACCUAUUUUCUUUAAUGUUAAGAAAACAUAAACAAGAAAAUUAGAAUACACCUCGCUAUCCACAGAUUAUAAACCGAAGCUUAUGAAUUCAGAUUCAAAGGCGAUCGAACCUAUGUCUCUAAGCUUAUCCUAAACCUACUAUCUCUGUUGUUAGAUGCAUAUAUACUGUAUAUUCAUAAU
Molecule: messenger RNA, 6073 nt
Organism: Macrobrachium nipponense
Lineage: Eukaryota; Metazoa; Arthropoda; Malacostraca; Decapoda; Palaemonidae
Product: gamma-aminobutyric acid receptor subunit alpha-2-like
Exons: 12
Coding region: 477-2513 (678 amino acids)
Biological process (GO): regulation of membrane potential; chloride transmembrane transport; signal transduction
Cellular component (GO): neuron projection; plasma membrane; synapse
Molecular function (GO): extracellular ligand-gated monoatomic ion channel activity; chloride channel activity; neurotransmitter receptor activity
Source: RefSeq, a predicted model, not a curated record